Phytophthora sojae is the source of this 771-nucleotide messenger RNA. RefSeq lists its product as hypothetical. The transcript is spliced from 2 exons. The coding region runs from base 1 to 771 and encodes 256 amino acids. The record is from RefSeq and is a predicted model, not a curated record. NCBI's taxonomy places the organism in Eukaryota, Oomycota, Peronosporomycetes, Peronosporales, Peronosporaceae.
AUGGAGGUGCUGUCUACCCUGCAGAAGCCUCGCUGGACGGCGCGCGACUCGGUCUGUCUCGGGCUCGCGGUGUUCGUGCUGCUCAACGUGCUCAUGUGUCUGUGGGUGGCUGCGACUUCCAUGUCAACCGCGCGGCGUCAAGCCGACGCCGUCUUCUUCGCAGUGAGGAACGCGUCGACAAUCGAGUUCAACCUGUCGCUGCUGCAGACGAACAUGAGCUCUGCUGGCCCACUGCAUGCACUCAACGUGACGGGCCGACUGCGGCCUCGUCUCUCGGAGUGCUCGCGCAGGCUCCAUUUCGACGGACGCAUGGUGGUGGCGUCCUCGAACCAGACCGAGGAGUAUGUGCUGACGAACCAUCGAGGGUACCGCCGGCCGCUUGGCAACAGCGGCGCGAAUGCAACGUGCCUGACGACGCAGGACCUUCCGCCGCUGCACACGCUGGCGGACGCAGUGCACAGCGCGUUCCGGCCGCAGGUCUACACGGCGUUCAAGGUCAGCUGCAAGCCGCUGCAGUUCGAGUUCGACGGCCUGCCCUUCGUGGCUGGUGACAGCCAGUGGCUUGUGGUUCGUGGCAAGCAGGCUGCGCUGCAGCUCAACGUGCUGUCCAGCACCACUACGGAGGCGGAUCCACCGUUUGAAGGGCUGGCUCACUGCGAGUAUCUUGAAGCGCCCAUGACCUCAGGUGAGCUGUGCGCGGUGCAGCCGAUGCGAUGCCCCGGUCCACACAUCGAUGCUUGCAAGAAGCGCAUGAAGCGAGAGGAGUCAUGA